UAAGUUUAAAAAAAAUUGCUCGCUCGGUUUGCAACUUUGCAUUUGCCAGAUUUGCAUCCUUUCCAAAAAAUGUAGUUUAUUUAUAUUUAUAGUUUUUUACUGACCACAAUAUUGGUAAUUAAGUGGUUAACAUGUCCGAGUCUUCUAAAUCUAAGUCUUCAUUGAACCUCAACCCGUCUCCAACAUUGCAAUGCAAAGAUCUUCAUGAAUAUCUUAAGAGCCGUUCGGCGCAGUUUUUAGAGACUUUAUACAACUAUCCUACGAUAUGCUUGGCAGUUUACAGAGAAUUGCCGGAGUUGGCUCGACACUUCGUCAUCCGUUUGCUGUUCGUUGAGCAGCCGGUGCCGCAGGCUGUGGUUGCUUCCUGGGUGUCUCAGGCCUAUGCCAAAGAGCAGUCAAAAGCAUGCGAGGCACUGUCCGAGUUGUCGGUGUGGCAGGAGGCUCCUAUCCCAGGGGGCCUGCCCGGCUGGAUCCUCGCACAGUCCUUCAAGAAAAACCUGAAGGUGGCUUUGUUGGGAGGCGGUCGUCCAUGGAGCAUGUCAUCCUCAUUGGAGCCAGAUGGCAAGGCUCGGGACGUGGCGUUCCUGGAUGCGUACGCGCUGGAGCGCUGGGAGUGCGUGCUGCACUACAUGGUGGGCAGCGCGCAGACGGAGGGCAUCAGCGCCGACGCGGUGCGGAUACUGCUGCACGCGGGGCUCAUGACCAGGGACGCAGAAGACGGUUCGGCGGUGAUAACUCGCGCCGGCUUCCAAUUCCUACUGCUGAGUACUGCUAAACAAGUAUGGCUGUUCCUGCAACACUACCUGCACACGGCAGAGAAGCGCAGCCUGAGCGCGGCCGAGUGCCUCGCCUUCCUCUACCAGCUCAGUUUCAGCACGUUGGGCAAGGAUUACAGUACAGAGGGUAUGAGCAACAACAUGCUAGUGUUCCUACAACACCUGAGAGAGUUCGGACUCGUGUACCAGAGGAAGCGUAAGGCGGGCCGCUUCUACCCGACGCGGCUGGCGCUGAACAUCACGUGCGUCCGCGACGGCGCCGCGCUGGUGGCGCCGCUGGAGCCCGGCGCGGCGCGCGGCGCCCGCGGGUACAUCCUGGUCGAGACCAACUACCGCGUGUACGCCUACACGCAGACCAACCUGCAGGUGGCGCUGCUGGGCCUCUUUACGGAGCUCAUCUAUAGGUUUCCCAAUUUAGUGGUAGGUGUACUAACACGAGAGUCAGUGAGACAAGCGCUGCGCGGCGGCAUCACGGCGGAACAAAUUAUACACUAUCUGGAACAACACUCACACCCACAGAUGCUGAAGUCAGAGACAGGCGGUAUCCGCUCGUCUUCACGGCUGCCGCCCACUGUGGUGGACCAGGUGCGGCUGUGGGAGAGUGAGCGGAACCGAUUCACGUACACCGAGGGCGUCGUCUACAACCAGUUCCUGUCGCAGGCGGACUUCGUAGUGCUACGCGACUACGCGCGCCAGCAGGGUGUGCUAACCUGGCAGAACGAGCGCUCGCGGACCAUGGUGGUCACCAGGCAGGGGCACGACGACGUCAAGAAGUUCUGGAAGAGAUACUCCAAGAGCUCGUAGUACUAAUUGGAGCAUGGAGUAAACAAUACUACAUAUAGUAGGGACACUCUCCGUCCCGCACCGAUUCAAGCCUGAUCACCCCGCCUGCGAUUUGCGUACUCACGUCCGUAAGGCGCGAGUAAAGAGCGCGCAUGGAUUGUCUGUCUCGCUCGGUACACUGUUUCUGAGUAAGAACGAGAUUUUUGUAUGAAGUGUCCGCGUUGUGGUGACGUGGUAGAAUGAGCGUUAACGCACCAUGAUGGUCACCAAGCGUGAUUACGUCAAGAAGUUCUGGAAGGGAUACUCAAAGAGCUCGUAGUAAUUGGAGCCAAUAAACACCGCGUAUGGAAGGACCCGUAUCCCUUGCCCAGCGAUACGGGUGAAGACCUCAACGGUUGCAGAGGCGGAGAUGGGAGCCAUCGGUACGGCAAUGCAGGACGGAAGAGGCGACACAGGGACUGUAACCUCGAACCUGAUAGAGGGCAGCAGUAACUGUCAGUACUAUUAUGUUUGUGUCAUCCAAGCAGGAACUUUACGCUUUGAGAGGUCGCCCAGGGUGCAUAAGAUGCUCACCCCUAGAGGCACCUGUCUCUAUGUUACAGAGGCUGAACUGAACAGUGAAGGAGUUAAUGGUGCAGAUUUGGGUCACCACCAACUUAGCUUUAAUGUAAUUUGUCGGAACUAAAACUAGUUCUAUCUCUUUCUUGCACUUAUUGUAAGUGAAGGACGGCAUAACGUAAGAGCUGUCAAACUAAAAUUAAGUUUGUGUCCGCCCGAAUAGGUACCAUUAUAAUGUAACGGCGCUAUGCGUCAUUGUUCGUUAAGUUAUAUGAUUGUAAAUAAAUAUACGUAUUUUUAUAUUUAAUUCCA
Molecule: messenger RNA, 2429 nt
Organism: Pectinophora gossypiella (pink bollworm)
Lineage: Eukaryota; Metazoa; Arthropoda; Insecta; Lepidoptera; Gelechiidae
Gene: mrn
Product: general transcription factor IIH subunit 4
Exons: 11
Coding region: 132-1580 (482 amino acids)
Biological process (GO): nucleotide-excision repair
Cellular component (GO): transcription factor TFIIH core complex; transcription factor TFIIH holo complex
Molecular function (GO): double-stranded DNA binding; ATPase activator activity
Source: RefSeq, a predicted model, not a curated record